AUGCGCUUCCCUUCCUUCCCAACAUUCAUCCGCGCCUUCCACACGGUCACAAACACAACAAGCGCAUUCAUCCGAUCGAACCCUACCAGUAAUCUCGGUCGCACUAUCUACAACUCACCGCAGCGCGCAGUCAUCUACCGUUCGAUGCCAAAUAUCCCCUUCUUGGGUGCUCUUUUCGGAUCUUCUAGCAGUAUGGCGGACAACACAAACUACCCAGUCCAGAAGCCCGAGGGCGAGUGGCAAGCACAGCUAUCUCCUGAGCAAUUCCGCAUCCUCCGAAAGAAGGGUACCGAGAUGCCCGGCUCCAGCAAGUACGACAAGCACUAUCCCGACGCCGGCGUUUACACGUGCACCGGAUGCGACGCGCCUCUGUACAGAGCAAACCACAAGUUCGACUCUGGCUGCGGGUGGCCCGCCUUCUGGGAUGCCGUGCCAGGCGCUGUCGGACAGAAGCCUGACCCUGGUCUUGGCAUGAUGAGGACGGAGAUUAUCACGCACAAGUAUCGACAACACUUUGCUGACAUCACACGGUUUGUCAGGCGCCACGAGCAGCAAGCAUCGACUUCACAUAUCAUGGCACCCGCGAUCAACGAUCCUAUCUCGCCUACCGCGAGCGAUUCGUGUGCAGUAUGUCCCAUGGAUUCUGCCAUCACUUGUGGAGGGUGCGAAAACAUCAAGUACUGCUCGGUGGAAUGUCAGCUACGUGACUCGCCGCAGCACCACACUCUCUGCAGCACCUUCAAGGACUUUCAACAGCGGCCGAGCGAAAAGCAUUAUCGAGCCAUCUUGUUCCACUUUGCCGAACUCAAGCCACGAUUCAUCUGGCAACUUAUCGAUGGCGAUCGAGGAUAUCAUACGCCCAAUAAGGAAGAUAUAUCUCAGUACCUUCAGCGUGGCACCCAAGGCUACUUUGUCGGCUGGAAUGGCGAUGUAUUGCCUCCUCGUAAGCUCAAGCACUCCAUGUACAUCGAUGUUGAGCAAAGCAGCUUCUCCAAUGAAGGACCCCUUAACCUGUGCUUUUUCACAAUGAUCAACCCCGACGUGGGAUUUCUUCGCCGUGGUAUCCAUAUUGGCCGUGGUUGGAAGUAUACAAAUUUGGAUGACAAGGACGCCUGGGAUGAGGCCGAUCGCGAGUUGCGCGACGGCUUCCCUCUGAUCGCAUUAGACCUGGACACAACUUCCCUGGGACCGUUGUUGGCACGCAUUCUUGUCGGAACGCCUGAACAUACAAAUGGUGUGACAUAG
Molecule: messenger RNA, 1245 nt
Organism: Alternaria burnsii
Lineage: Eukaryota; Fungi; Ascomycota; Dothideomycetes; Pleosporales; Pleosporaceae
Exons: 4
Coding region: 1-1245 (414 amino acids)
Biological process (GO): response to oxidative stress; protein repair
Molecular function (GO): peptide-methionine (R)-S-oxide reductase activity
Source: RefSeq, a predicted model, not a curated record